Messenger RNA from Cylicocyclus nassatus, 1533 nucleotides. The record is from the annotation of a GenBank genome assembly. Lineage: Eukaryota; Metazoa; Nematoda; Chromadorea; Rhabditida; Strongylidae.
GGGGCCACGAAAGGGGCAUCGGGAGCGGGAGGUGCCGCCCACAGCUGUCCGGCACUCCGACGAUGCUUUCCCGAGCGGCCCGUCAGCCCCGUGCUGCACUUUCCGCAGUACGAUGUGCAUCAAGCAUCUCCUCUCAAGAGCCGGCUGGGCCAUCGAUGAAAACCGCUGUGCCUGGACCGAAAUCACUAGCUAUAAAGGAGAAAAUGGAUCCAAUACAUCAAACCACAUCGGUUCGGAUGUUUGUUGACUUUGAGAAGUCGUUUGGAAACUACGUUGUUGAUGCUGAUGGAAACACGAUGCUAGAUGUGUACACACAGAUCUCAUCUCUACCACUUGGCUACAAUCAUCCUGAUCUAGUGAAAGCAGCUUCAAAUCCAAAUUUUAUCACUUCACUUGUCUCACGACCAGCCCUUGGUUCUUUCCCCCGUAAUGACUUUCCUGAUGGUAUCGAAGCAGCACUUACAUCAAUUGCACCCAAGGGCUUGAAGGCAGUACAAACAAUGCUUUGUGGAACUUCAGCCAACGAGAACGCUAUCAAAACUGCUUUCAUAUGGUAUAUGACAAACCGACGAGGUGGUAAUCCUCCUGACAAAAAGGCUCUCGAUACCGCUAUGCUUCAGCAAGAACCCGGAACACCUCACUUGUCAGUACUGGGCUUCCAGGGAGCUUUCCAUGGACGUUCUCUUUGCAUGCUCUCGGUCACUCGAAGUAAAGCCGUACAUAAGGUGGAUAUCCCAGCAUUUGACUGGCCUAUUGCCAAGUAUCCACGGUACAAAUAUCCCCUCAAAGAUAAUAAAGAGUACAAUGCCGCACAAGAUAAAGAAAGUUUACAAGACGUUAGGGAGAAGAUUGCAGAAUGGAAGAAAAAGAAUCACGAUGUGGCUGCAGUAAUCGUUGAACCUAUUCAAGCCGAAGGCGGUGACAACUAUGGAAGUCCAGAAUUCUUCCAUGAACUGCAGAAAAUUUGCAAGGAAAAUGGGGUUUGCUUCAUUGUCGACGAGGUACAAACCGGUGGAGGUGGGACUGGCCAAUUCUGGGCUCAUUCACAUUGGAAUCUGCCAACCCCUCCAGAUAUUGUGACAUUCUCAAAGAAACUCAUCACGGGUGGUUAUUUCUAUGGAGAACACAUGCGCGUGAAAGAGGCUUACCGAAUCUACAACACAUGGAUGGGAGACCCAUCUAAACUAUUCCUGCUACAAAAAGUCGUUGAGGUCAUUAAGAGGGAUAAUCUUGUAGAGAAGACGAAGGAAGUGGGAAAAUACUUCCAGCAAGAGUUAAAUCGACUUCAGUCAGCACAUUCUUCGAUAUUCUCUCAAGCACGUGGUAUGGGAACAUUCGCUGCCAUUGACCUUCCCAAUGCUGGAAUUAGAGAUCUAUUUGUGACAAAGGCAAUCGAUUCCGGAUUGCAUUGUGGAGGAUGUGGUGAAAAAUCUGUGCGUUUCCGGCCAGCACUCAUUUAUGGAAAGAAGCACGCCGAAAUCACUUUUGACAUUUUGGAAAAAGCUGUCAAACAGAUCUAAAGACAUUCUAAUA